Messenger RNA from Tetranychus urticae (two-spotted spider mite), 1202 nucleotides. Its product is annotated as F-box only protein 11-like. The record is from RefSeq and is a predicted model, not a curated record. NCBI's taxonomy places the organism in Eukaryota, Metazoa, Arthropoda, Arachnida, Trombidiformes, Tetranychidae.
GUGUUUCCAUGAUAAUAAGUGUAUUAAUGAUCAACCAAUUCAACUGUGAAUCGGUGCGGGUACAAUCCAACCGAUUAUUAGGCUAAUUGACCGUCCAAAUUAUUAUACAGUUAACAAAUUUAUAAAAUUAUAUUGAAAAGAUUCAAGUUAAUAAUCACUUAUUCAGUGACCUUAACUAACAAUAACGUUUGAACCGUUAGUUAUAUAAGUGAACCCCAUUUUUGCAAAAGUUACUUAAGUGACAAAAAGUGACUCUUGACUCUGAAAUUCCUUAAGAUGUUGAGAAGAUAUUGAGGAAGAAAUGUUGUCUACUUUGACACAGUGGAAAAAGCAGUCAAUUAUUGUGAAGAAACCGAAGGGCUACAUGAGGUCGAUACAUCUCUAACCUCAGGAAAUUUUAAUAAUACCUCAAGUGGACAUUCAAGUGGUUCUCCUUCCACCGUUAGCUCAAACCUAAGAAAAGAUGAUACAACAACCAAAGACAACUUUAAUCCACCGCUCAUAUUUAUUCAUUCGGGAAAAUACAAACCUGAAGGACUUUUCAUUGAUUCUUCUAUUGCAAUGAUUGGAGCAGCUCCGGGAAAUGUGGCAGAAAAUGUAAUCCUAGAAAAAAACUCGGACUCAACUAUUACUUUUAUAGAGGGAUCCCGUCGAGCUUAUUUGGGUUAUGUUACUCUAAAAUUUACUCCUGACACAACCUCAUGUGUACCUAAUCAUAAACAUUACUGCCUCGAAAUUACCGAAAGAUGUUCACCCACUAUUGAUCAUUGUAUAAUACGAAGUUCCUCAGCAGUUGGAGCUGCAGUCUGUGUUAGUGGCCCAGAAGCAUCUCCAUGGAUGGCCGGGAUGGUCGGAUUAAUGGUAGAGUAAAGUAAUAUUCGAGAAAGUGAUAUCUUCCGAAAUGCUCAACCCAGAGUUCUCGUUUAAACUAAAAGUCAUAUUGAUCCUACUAUUCCGAGAAAUGAAAUUUAUGUCUAUCAAGGUGGUGUUCCCAGAUUCGGGGAAAGUCGAGGGCCGAUAGAGGAUUUAUGGACAGAAUAUAUAUACAUUAAAGCACGUUCCCAGAUUAACUGUCAGUGGGUCCAAUAGUCAGCCAUAACAGGAUCCACCAUGGUCAACAUGUAACAUGUUAGGAAUCUAUUGGUGAUCAAACAAUAGGUGGUUUGGCCUUUAAUAUAAUGUACUUCUGCCUUAUUUUAGAA